GGCGGCGGCGGCGUUGCGGGGACCCCCGGCCCCGCGCGGCGGUUUCAAGGUCCCCCGGGCCGGGCCGGGCCGAGGCGCAGCGCGGGGCCGGGAUGGCGGCGGGGCGCCGCCGGUGACAGCGGGGCCGUGCAGGAUGUACGGCAAGGGCAAGGGCUGCGGCGUGCCGUCCGACGGGCAGGCCCGCGAGAAGUUGGCGCUGUACGUCUAUGAGUACCUCCUGCACGUGGGAGCCCAGAAAUCCGCGCAGACGUUCCUGUCCGAGAUCCGAUGGGAGAAGAACAUCACGCUGGGAGAACCGCCGGGCUUCCUGCACUCCUGGUGGUGCGUCUUCUGGGACCUCUACUGUGCAGCCCCCGACCGCCGUGAGACGUGCGAGCACUCGAGUGAGGCCAAAGCCUUCCAUGACUACAGCGCAGCGGCGGCGCCCAGCCCGGUGAUGGGGAGCCUUCCCCCCAGCGACGGCAUGGCGGGGGGGCCCAUGCCUCCCGGCUUCUUCCAGGCACCGCCGGGUUCGCAGCCGUCGCCGCACGCUCAGCCUCCCCCCCACGCCCCCACCGCCCCCAUGAUGGGGCCGCACCCCCAGCCCUUCAUGUCCCCCCGGUACCCCGGCGGCCCCCGCCCUGCACUGCGGAUGAACCAGCCACCUGUGGGUGUCCCCGGCUCUCAGCCGCUGCUGCCCAACGCCAUGGACCCGGCCGCGCGGGCACAGGGGCAUCCGAACAUGGGGGGCCCAAUGCAGCGCAUGAACCCCCCCCGAGGCAUGGGUGGAAUGGCACCGCAGACCUACGGCAGUGGGAUGCGCCCCCCCCCCAGCUCGCUGGCCGGCCCCGGCAUGCCCACCAUGAACAUGGGUCCCGGCGGCCGCGGGCCGUGGCCAAACCCCAGUGCCAACUCUAUCGCCUACUCCUCCUCAUCCCCCGGGAACUACGUGGGUCCUCCCGGUGGCGGCGGCCCCCCCGGCACCCCCAUCAUGCCCAGCCCUGGUGAUUCCACCAACUCCAGUGAGAACAUGUACACCAUGAUGAACCCCAUCGGGCCGGCGGGGACCCGGCCAAAUUUCCCAAUGGGGCCGGGGCCGGAGGGGCCCAUGAGCGGGAUGAGCGCCAUGGAGCCCCAUCACAUGAACGGAUCCUUAGGCUCUGGGGACAUGGAUGGGCUGCCCAAGAGCUCUCCCAGUAACAUGGCGGGGCUGAACAACCCCCCCGGCACCCCGCGGGACGACGCCGAGAUGGGCACCAAUUUCUUAAACCCCUUCCAAAGCGACAGCUACUCGCCCAGCAUGACAAUGAGCGUGUGAGCCCAGCGCCGAAGCCGGCCGAGAACCCGACGCCCCCCCGCGGUGCCAAAAAAAAAAAAAAAAUAAUAAUAAUAAUUAAUUUUUCUGUA
Molecule: messenger RNA, 1386 nt
Organism: Tympanuchus pallidicinctus (lesser prairie-chicken)
Lineage: Eukaryota; Metazoa; Chordata; Aves; Galliformes; Phasianidae
Gene: SSBP4
Product: single stranded DNA binding protein 4
Exons: 18
Coding region: 134-1297 (387 amino acids)
Biological process (GO): positive regulation of transcription by RNA polymerase II
Cellular component (GO): nucleus
Molecular function (GO): single-stranded DNA binding; protein binding
Source: RefSeq, a predicted model, not a curated record